Messenger RNA from Arachis stenosperma, 474 nucleotides. RefSeq lists its product as uncharacterized. Lineage: Eukaryota; Viridiplantae; Streptophyta; Magnoliopsida; Fabales; Fabaceae. The record is from RefSeq and is a predicted model, not a curated record. Bases 1 to 474 code for a protein of 157 amino acids. The transcript has 3 exons.
AUGCAGUUUAUGAACCAGGAAAUCAAAGAGGAUAAGAAAGUCUGCCAUAGCAUUCAUGAAAUGGUCUGGGUGCGUGCUGCGGAACCUGGUAAGCGGAAGGGGUGGAACAGGGGAGAAGGUGACUGCGGCGGCGUCCGGCGCGGUGGUGGUGCACGGCGUCGCGGUGGCGGCGGAGGGGGGGUAUUAGGGUUAGUGAGAGAGGAAGAGGAUAGGGGAAGGGAGGGUGGUGGUUGCUGCUGGCUGAAGGGGGUGGGUGGCGGAGAGGGGGGGCGUGGCGGUGGAGGGCGGUGGCUGCGGUUGGCAGUGGUGGAGAGGGGGGAAGAGAGGAAGAAGGAAGAAGAGAGAAGGGGAGGGGGUGGUACAGCGGUGGCGGCUGGGCGGCGGCGGCGUCGGGGUGGUGGCGUGGGGGAAGAAGAGGAGAGAAGGGGGAGAGGGUUAGGGGUGAAGGGGGGCUGCGCGACUGAUAGGGUUUAA